AUGACAUGCACAAGCUGGCGAACGCUCUCAGAUCUCCCAGUUGAGCUUUUGUUGAUGAUUUCUGAGUACCUGGACUACAUCUGUGACCUCAACUCCAUGACACAGGUCAGUCGUCGUGUUCACCAGGUACUCGCCCCUCACCUGGAUGCGCAACUCAGAGGCAAUCACCGCUUUUGCUCAAACAUAUGGCUCCAAAAUGCGGCUGAAAAAGGAAAUGUGCAUGGCGUACGCAGAGUAAUGGAAGCCAGAGGUGAUAUCUACGAGAAAUACGGCAUGUCAAACGAAUCGUUGAUUUGCGCAGCAGAGAAUGGCCACAGUGACUUAGUUGCUAUAUUGGUCAACUACGGUCUUGAGCCUGAUGCACCGUUUUCUCAGUGGCAAGGAUCAGCCUGUCGCCCAGCUGGAAAGAAUCUUGACUGUUCCUAUUUAAUUCAACCUUUGAUUGCGGCAUGUAGAACUGGACAGUUGGCAGUUGUUGAAAUUUUGAUCGGCUAUGUGAUCAACCUGAAGGACCCUCAAGCCACAGCCGGGCUUGGGGUGUGUCUGGAACAGGCCGUUCAAAACGAUCACAUAUCGGUAAUGGAACUCCUCCUGAAAGAGGGAUGUGAUCCCAAUGUGAAAGACUUUUUGGGGCGGAAUGCGCUCAGCCAAGCUGCCAAAAAGGACCUGAGUCUCGUCAAAAGGCUUAUGGAGGCCGGUGCAGACCCCUUCUUUCCACGAUGGGCAUCCAGCCUCUUUUCUCCGCUCCUGGUUGCGUUGCAAGUUGGUAAUUUGCCCGUCAUUGAAUACUUGCUGGAAAAAGGGCUCAAGUCAAAACGACGACGAAUUCCGUGGGGAAACAUCUGUCGUGACUUUUACGAAACAGCAGAAACCCAUCCUAGAGCUGCUGAGCUCCUUCUAAAGUUCAUCAAUAUCGAAAGGGCCAUGAAAGGCAGACCAAAGGCGAUCAGGAGGUAUUUCAUAGAGGGAGUUGUGGCUGGUGGCUUUUUGCCUUCUAUGAAGACGAUCCUCCAUGAUUACCAUCUUAAAGACAGCGAGAAAUGGCUUUGCCUCAUCAAGGCGAUUGAGAAGCGGCAAAUCCCAAUGCUCAACCUGCUUCUUGAAAACGGCGUUAGACCACCAUCGAGAGAAAAAAUCUUGGUCCGCGCCGUAAGCAGCGGCUCGACCGAGGUGGUGAAACUGCUACUCCUUGUCGUGAACAAGUCCAUGGCCCAACACGACUACUCUGCGGCCCUUCUAUCGGCCGUUAAAUCAAGAAAUCUAUCAAUGACUCGGUUACUUUUGAAGCACAGAACAGAAACCGCUUCGGUAUUCGGUGUUCUGGGUCCCUUUCUUGAAGCAGUCAGUUCCGAAGAUCUACCAAUGGCGCGGUUGUUUUUAACCUGGGGACUAAGUAUCAAGUCACUCGAGUCACUCGACGAUUACUCAAGCGCCGUUCUCAAGGCAGUUCACUCUGGAGAUCUACCGAUGGUGCGGCUCUUGGUGAAGCACGGGCUCCAGAUUGAGUCCAUUCAGAUGCGCCGGUCACUAUCUUUAACGUUCAGUGCCAUUGCAGGGGGGUCAGGGAUGUUGAAACUUUUGAUGAAAAAGGGAAUUUCUCUCAAACUGGCUGAUAGUACAAAUUUAAAGGUAAUUGAGACGGCCUUGUGGAAAAUUGAUGUUGCUGGCCUGAAAAUAUUUCUGGAAGCAGGCAUGAACGCAAAUUCCUGGUCAACUAUCAACUACUUGGGUAACAAUGGCGCAGAAUCUCUGCCAUAUGUCGCAAUUGUUGCAACCCUCGAAGAACAAAGUGUUGCCGAAGGAGCUGUUGAUCUUUUGCUUGAACAUGGAGCAGCUAUUGAUGGGUUUGGCCCUCCUGAGACCUUCGGGAAUGCUCCAAAGAAAACAGCACUUAUGAAAUUAGCUUGCAGCUCGGACCAUACGAAAAACGCUCGGGCGAUGAAGUGCCGCGCGGCUAAACUUCUUUUGCGAAAAGGCGCAGAUCCUUUCUCUGCUGACAUCAAUGGAAACACAGCUUUCAGAUUGGCUGUGAAGAAUGGGUUUUUGGGUAUGAUCAAGGUCUAUUUAGAAUUCUUCGAUGAGCAGAACGUCCCAUUUGAGAAAUUUCAGGAUGACAUAUGGGCUGGUGUGAACCGCAGUCUACCGUGUCUGAAGGGCCAGCUGUCGUUGUUCUUUUCAGAAACCUCCCGAUUUCUCUAUCGUCAUUACUGGAGGAAGGUCCACCCAUGUCCAGAGGAGCGAUGA
This is a messenger RNA of Penicillium macrosclerotiorum, 2244 nucleotides long. Its product is annotated as ankyrin repeat domain-containing protein. The coding region runs from base 1 to 2244 and encodes 747 amino acids. The record is from RefSeq and is a predicted model, not a curated record. NCBI's taxonomy places the organism in Eukaryota, Fungi, Ascomycota, Eurotiomycetes, Eurotiales, Aspergillaceae. The transcript has a single exon. Gene Ontology annotation, molecular function: protein binding.